AAGGGGGGGGGGUGGGGAGCUGCCUGCUCCGGGCCCGCAGAAAAUGGGGGAACUGACGGGCUUUCAUCAAGCGCCAUCACCCGCCCCGCCUGCGCCUCGGAGCCGCUGACCACACCACUAACCCCGGCGUCCUUCACCGGCUCCGCAGCACUCCAAACGGCAAGGACAACCAAAGAAAAAACCAGAUACCUUUCCACCGCAGGAAGAGCUAGCGUUUUUUUGGGAUUUUUUGGCACACGUCCAAGCGCCCAUUAACUGGCCGCGUCGCCAUUUUGCGCAUCGUCGUCGUCGUCCUCCUCCCCGCCUUGGGGGGGGAGGGAGUGCGCAUGCGCCGCCUGUCGAAGCGAGGGAGAGGUCACGAACUCUGACCCGCAGCGGAGCCGAGAAACGGGGGGGAGAAACGUUCGGGGCUUUUUCCGCCCGUUUGAAAAAUAACGUUUCAGUUUAGCUGCUCCAGAGGAGGUGUUGAGAAAAGAUUAAAAAGUGGCUGUUUAUAUAAAGUGCCAAGCUGGAGAAAGAAGAACAGCAAAAGGACGUGCUCAUGAAUAAUCUGAAUGGCAAACAGUAUGGAGGAACUGGCACAGCAGAUUGUUGAAGCUCAAGUGGGUGAGACAUGCUGAGAAACAAGUAAUUGGAAAGAAAAGUAGCAUUUAUACUUGUAUAAAAGCUCGAGAACAUUGUGAGGACAAGUAUAGGUUCAUAUGCAUCAAGUGUCUAUGGCUGGAAGCCCACCAGUCUCCUUGGCUGAACAGGCUCAAGUAAAGCUCAUCACGGUCACUGAUGACUUAGUUCAGCAACUAGCUGAACAUCAGGUCUCUCACUCUCAAGGGACAUUAUCUACUGUAGCUCCAGGAACUGUAAUAGGACGACCAAUAAUGACCAGUACCCCACAGAGGAUUCAGAUUGUUCCCACAGACUCUGGUGUCACAGUAGCACAGCGCAUUCAGAUUGUCACUGAUCAGCAGACAGGCCAAAAGAUUCAGAUAGUCACGUCGAUGGAUCAUGGUGCAAGCAAGCAAUUCAUAUUAACAAAUUCAGAUGGCACAACAUCAAACAAAGUGAUUUUAGCCCGACCUGAUUCAGGACAAGGAAAGGUCAUCCUGGCCACACCUGACUCUGCUGGUCUCAACCAGCUCAUCUUUACGUCUCCUGAUGGAUCAGCACAACAUAUUCAGAUUGUAACUGAUGCAACUUCAGCUGAGCAAAGUGCAGUCAAACCGCCACUGGAGUUUUGUGUAGUUUGUGGCGACAGAGCAUCGGGCCGUCAUUAUGGAGCAGUGAGCUGUGAAGGCUGUAAAGGCUUCUUCAAAAGGAGUAUAAGGAAGAACUUGGUGUAUGUCUGCAGAGGGUCAAAGGACUGUGUGAUUAACAAACACCACAGAAACCGCUGCCAGUACUGUCGGUUGCAGAGAUGCCUGGCACUAGGAAUGAAACAGGAUUCUGUUCAGUGUGAACGGAAACCAAUUGAAGUUUCUCGAGAAAAGUCUGCGAACUGCGCAGCUUCAACUGAAAAGAUUUACAUCAGGAAGGAUUUGCGUAGUCCUUUGGCUGCGACACCAACCUUUGUAACAGACAAGGAAAGUGCAAGAUCUGGAGGCCUUUUAGAGCCAGGAAUGCUGGUAAAUAUACAACAACCACUGAUGAAGACAGAGAGUGCUAUGCUACUCACAGCUGAGAACAAGGCUGAAACCUGUCAAGGUGAUUUAAGCACUCUUGCAAAUGUGGUCACAUCACUUGCAAACCUAAGCAAGUCAAAGGAUCUGUCCCAAAGUAGUGCUGAUUUGUCAGGGAUUGAUGCCCUAAGUAAUGGUGAUGCUUCUUUAUCAGAAAUGCAACAAGAUGACCAGUCUGCCAGUGAUAUUACCAGGGCAUUUGAUACACUUGCAAAAGCACUAAAUCCCGCAGAGGGAUCAGCUGUUCAGAACUCAGCAGAGUGCAUGGAUACCUCGGGCACCAAUAUCCAGCUUAUUAGUGGAGAGCAGUCCCUUCCUAUUGUUGAGAUUGAGGGUCCUCUUCUCAGUGAUGUGCAUGUUGCUUUCAAGUUAACAAUGCCGUCACCAAUGCCAGAGUACCUGAAUGUGCACUACAUCUGCGAGUCUGCUUCAAGAUUACUGUUCCUUUCCAUGCAUUGGGCAAGGUCUAUUCCAGCCUUCCAGGCUCUUGGGCCAGACAAUAAUACAGCUUUGGUACGAGCUUGUUGGAAUGAACUCUUUACACUUGGUCUUGCCCAGUGUUCCCAAGUGAUGAAUUUAUCAACCAUACUCACUGCAAUCGUUAACCAUCUGCAGACAAGUCUCCAGCAAGGUUGGCAGGGAGCUAAUCUUCAAACGGUUGAUUCAUAUAAAUUGUCAGCAGACCGCGUGAAAGUGGUGAUGGAGCAUAUCUGGAAACUGCAGGAGUUCUGUAACAGCAUGGUUAAACUAUCUCUGGAUGGAUACGAGUAUGCCUAUCUGAAGGCAAUUGUCCUCUUUAGUCCAGACCACCCAGGCCUAAUUAAUGCCGCACAGAUUGACAAGUUUCAAGAGAAGGCAUACAUGGAACUGCAGGAUUAUGAAGCAAAAGCCUACCCAGAUGAUUCUUACAGGUUAUCAAGACUGCUUCUUAGAUUGCCUGCACUACGACUCAUGAGUUCUGCCAUCACAGAAGAACUGUUCUUUGCCGGACUAAUAGGAAAUGUGCAGAUUGACAGUAUAAUACCUUACAUAUUGCGAAUGGAAACUGCAGAGUACAACAGUCAAAUCACAGGGUCUGCAGUGUAAUUUAACACCUAUGAACAAUCAUAGCAACCUGUUGGAAGCUUCUUCGCCUUCACUUCAACAAUGAGGGACAAUUGCAGGUUGUUCAUGUACAAAAAAAAAAUCACGGGGUAGUCUUUAAAAGAGAAUGAAAGAAAAACAAUUCAUGGGGACUAGACUGUGAAUAUUUUUCAUUGAUGAAUUGUGCUUGACAGCAGUUGUAAUAAAAGAAAAGUGACCAUGAAUGAGCCCUUCCUUUUUUUAAAUUGUUAGUUUCUGCAGUUUGCAGAAUGCGUGUACAGCUUGGGUUGAAAAUGCCAUGAUCAUAUAUUUGUUUACCCCAAUUUUUUUUAAUUUUUAUAGGACUGUAUUUGACUAAACAGUCAUUUGAGAACAAUGGGCUUGUUUAAUGUCUCGGUAACAUAUUGAUAAGGCACCAAUGUUGCAUGUCUGAGACUGUUCCAGUAUAUAGCAUAACAUUUAGAUGUAGAUCCAGACACCUUUUUGGGCAAGUAUUGGGCAACUAUGUGAAUAGCUGGCAAAUUGUCUUUAUCAAAUGAAUGUGUCAUUGUAUCUGGUAGCUUAAUUUUAUUGAUAUCACAUCUGUAUCCUUUUUGAUGAAUAAGAACAUAAGGAAAAUGAGGAGACAAGACAAAUUAUAUUUUGCAGUGUUACCAUGCAAAGCUAAUGUUAGAUUUAGUCAUCCUGUCCAUUGUAGAGUUACAUAAUUAUAAGUGCAUUGAAGCACACCUGAUCUUCAAUGGACCGUCAACCUGGCCCAAUUAGUAUACAUCCUAAGGAAACAGUCUCACUUCUAUAUUGAAGUCACGCACAGAAGUACUAAUUAAAAGGAAGCAAAUUUAACUCAAAUUGGAUGUUUUUUUUAAAAAAAAAGCAGCUGUAAAAAAAAACCUUACUGUAGCACUUUGAUAGCUGUCGAGAAACCACCAAUGCAAAGUUUUAUUCCCAUUAAAUAUCCCAGUUUCUUUCCCCGCCACCCCUCCCCCCACCCCUGAAUUUUGAUUUUUCAGCCAUUACCCUGUUUAAAGUCUAUUAAUACAUCGUAGAAUCUGGAAUUUAGCAGGCAGAGGGAGAGAAAUGGAUGUUCCUACUUCCACAAAGAAUACCAGUGGCAGAUACCGUAAACAGAAAUUUGAAUAAAUGUUGCUAUUUUCACAUUUAAAAUUGCUGGAAAAUAACCUUUUUUUUCAGUGAAAGGCCCAGAAGUCUUGGCCUGAACACAAUUUUCUUUGUGCUAAUACCUCCUGAGGCAUAAUAAUUGACUUCAAGUUUAUGUUCCAAUAAAAUGAAAAUCGUUGCUAGGUAUUUAGUCUGUACAGUUACAGGUUUAGCCAGUUUUAGUGUUGCGCCAAUGUUUCUGCUGCAUUACAGUGGAAACUUUACCUGCAUCAGAACGUUUAACGGAAUGUCAUUUGCAAAUACAUGUUUUCUGUACGAAUUGUGGUUUACAAUAUUCAACUUUAGAGUUUUAUAAAAUGUCCUGUUAAACACUUGGAACUGAAAGAAAUGCUAGUAUUGAGGAACUAGAGAUUACAUCGCCUGUUAUUUUGUUGGAUUUCUUUCGCUAACCGCUUUCCUUCCUUUGAAGGAAGCCUUUUCCAUUCAGCAGUCGUAAUCUGCUGCUGAUUUCCAUCAAGUUAGAAUCUGCGUUGUAUUUUUUGUUUGAAGGUAGGGUGAGGGUUUUAUUUUUUGGUUUGUGAAGUCAGGUGGGGCGGAAACUGAAACGGUAUCAAAUGAAACUUCUAUUGCUAGCUUUCUCACCAGCUUUUGCAGGAUAACUUAAGUUGACUAUUUUGUAUAAAAAGAAAAUAUAUAAUUUAAAAAUCA
This is a messenger RNA of Pristis pectinata (smalltooth sawfish), 4583 nucleotides long. It is a transcript of the gene nr2c1, whose product is annotated as nuclear receptor subfamily 2, group C, member 1. Bases 702 to 2759 code for a protein of 685 amino acids. The transcript has 19 exons. Gene Ontology annotation, molecular function: nuclear receptor activity; zinc ion binding; RNA polymerase II cis-regulatory region sequence-specific DNA binding. The record is from RefSeq and is a predicted model, not a curated record. Gene Ontology annotation, biological process: cell differentiation; anatomical structure development; negative regulation of transcription by RNA polymerase II. Lineage: Eukaryota; Metazoa; Chordata; Chondrichthyes; Rhinopristiformes; Pristidae.